Messenger RNA from Pyricularia oryzae 70-15, 1601 nucleotides. RefSeq lists its product as uncharacterized. Gene Ontology annotation, molecular function: ubiquitin-protein transferase activity. Gene Ontology annotation, cellular component: Smc5-Smc6 complex; nucleus. Gene Ontology annotation, biological process: DNA damage tolerance; double-strand break repair via homologous recombination. The transcript has a single exon. Bases 142 to 1122 code for a protein of 326 amino acids. Lineage: Eukaryota; Fungi; Ascomycota; Sordariomycetes; Magnaporthales; Pyriculariaceae. The record is from RefSeq and is a predicted model, not a curated record.
UGAAGCCAUUCCUCAACGAAUGAGGGAAGGGUGUUAUUGUCUUGCUUUGUGUAAUUCAGUCGCUUUCUCCAUCGACUUUUUCUAGUAAUUUUUAAUCCAUAAUCAGUCAGCACCUUUUGUAUACUCUAAACCUCAAUCAACAUGGAUUGGGAACCUCCUUUGCCCGCUGACUGGACGAACCUGCACAGGGGGUUUCUCCAAGCCAUGAUGGCUCGAGGCAGUAUGACACUGGAAGAGGCGCAGCCAAUAUUGUCUUCUCUCCACAACGCCGAGAAAAGCGUCGGGGCAGCUGGCAUAAACAUGGAUGAGAUCGAAAUUGAGGAUUUAGAGGCCGUUUUGAGCAUGAUCCGCGAAGCAAUAUCACCUCUAGACUACGACAUCAAAAAGCACAGACACCAGACCACAAAGGAGGAAGUCUGGGCAUUCAUCAACAUCAACAGCGACUUAUCAACUCAGCUUGCGACAACACACACAGCUGAUGAGAUGUCGUUCAUCAAGAGGUUAUUGGACGCCAUCUUUGAUACGUACAACAAGCCAAGGAUAGAGCUUAUGUGCAUCACGGCAGACCAGGCACGGAAGCUCUCAAGACCAACCAGGAACAGAGAAAGUCUAGGGGUCAAUGGCGACUCUGGCGCUUCGCAAUCGGCGACAGACAAAGGCCUCAAGCACAGCGAGGUCGAUGCGCUGAUGGCGUCACUGACGGAAGAGGGCUGGCUGGAGAAGAGCGCAGCUGGCUUCUACAGCCUGGCGCCGCGCGCGCUGCUGGAGCUAUGGUCAUGGAUGGUAGAGUCCUACAACGAUCCCGAUGCCGAACAGGGAGAGUGGCAACGAAUCAAACACUGCGAGGCCUGCAAGGAUGUCGUCACUGUCGGUCAGCGAUGUUCAAAUCUCGAGUGCGCCGUCAGGCUGCAUGACAUCUGCCAGGAAGCUUUUUGGAGGGCGCGAAGAGACAAGCAGUGCCCAAAGUGCCAAACGCGAUGGGAGGGGAACUUUUUUGUGGGGGAGAGGGCCAUCACGGCGACGGCUGCUUAUCAAAGAGCGAGGCAAAUUGGCCGGGGCAGGCCUAGUGAGAUAGUUAGUUCUGCCAUGGCCGAGGCCGAACUGGAUGAUGAGGAAGAAUGAGCCAUCAUGCCUUCUGUUGCUUUUAAUACAGAGCAAGGCUCCCCCUUUUCAAGUUUUCCAGCUGUUGUCAAUAAGUGAUACAGACUUGCAAGAAAUGCAACUCAAUGCAGACUUGACUGACAAUCCAUGACUGUCAGUAUUCCGUCGAAGCUGCUCUUGGGCCAAAAAUAAUCAUCUUUGAAGCUUGGAGAAUAAUCCUGGAGGCCUGGAAUCAGCCUUUUCUGGGCGAGUCAGUCUCAUGUUUUUUCCCUUUUUUUUCUUUUUUUUAAUCGAGCGGACAUGCACGACGUUGAACUUCGGUUGUCGGCAACGAUUCAUGCCUACCAAUGCAAUUAUGCUGUUUUUAGAAUACUACAAUAUGAUAUCAGGCACUCUAGCCAUGAAUAUAUAAAUAAGACUCGGUGUUCCAUCCUUAGGUAGAUAUAGCUAGGUGGUAGGUAGCUAAAGGUAGGUAAGGUCGGUCAUUAAUUAAAGAUGAA